AUGGCGGUUGUGGUGAUGGGGGUGAGCGGGUGCGGCAAGUCGUCAGUGGGCAGCGAGCUUGUGGCGGCGCUGGCGGCGAGGAGCCGAGCGGCCAGGUUUGUAGAGGGCGACGAGGUGCAUCCGCAGGCCAACGUGGAGAAGAUGGCGGCCGGGAUUCCGCUGGACGAUGAUGAUCGGAUGCCGUGGCUGGAGGCUCUUGCUGACAUGAUGCGGGAGGUUACCGAGUGCGGCCUGUGGGCCGUGACGUCGUGCUCGGCGCUGAAGCGGGCGUAUCGUGAUACGCUGCGGCGACGAUGUGGGCGCGGACUGGUCUUUGUCCACCUUGAUGUGGCGGAAGAUGUGGUGGCGGGGCGGGUGGCGGGGCGGGAGGGUCAUUUUAUGCCUGCGGCGCUUGUGGCGUCUCAGUUUGAGUCACUGGAGGCGCUGGCGACGGACGAGGUGGGCGAUCGGCGCGGGCUGGUAGUCGACGCGGGUGGCGGGGCGAGCUGCGCCGAGACGGCGGAGAGCGUGGCCGACUGGCUCUGCCGCACUGUGAAGUAUUAA
Thecamonas trahens ATCC 50062 is the source of this 543-nucleotide messenger RNA. Its product is annotated as gluconokinase. The record is from RefSeq and is a predicted model, not a curated record. Lineage: Eukaryota; Apusomonadida; Apusomonadidae. Gene Ontology annotation, molecular function: gluconokinase activity. Gene Ontology annotation, cellular component: cytoplasm. The coding region runs from base 1 to 543 and encodes 180 amino acids. The transcript has a single exon.